AUGAAUGAACCUUGUGAAUAUUCAGAAAAUUAUUCAAGUACAAUACAAAAGGGGAAAGAAUGUAAUGUCAAUGUAGAAAUUUAUAGAUAUCAUAAAAUUUAUAUGAGUUAUUUGAAUCUUUAUUUUUGUGUUAUUGAUUUUAAUGAAACUAUGUUUAUAUCUGUGAGUGAUGAAAAUAACGAGUUAAAUGAUUUACAAGCCUCUUAUCCCUUAAAAUAUGAAGAUGCUGAUAAUACAGUUUGUUUAGUAGGUGAACCUAAUUCAUAUGGAAAUGAUGUAGCUAGAUUAUUAGGAAAGAAAUUUAAAAUUCCAUUCUAUGUAAGUGUAAAUGUUGAUGAAAGUGACGAAAACUUGACAAACUUUAUUUUUUCUAGUUGUCUAGAUAUAUUAAAACCUAUUUUUGAAAAUAGAUGA
This is a messenger RNA of Plasmodium gallinaceum, 414 nucleotides long. RefSeq names its product conserved Plasmodium protein, unknown function. Gene Ontology annotation, biological process: proteasome assembly. The transcript has 3 exons. The coding region runs from base 1 to 414 and encodes 137 amino acids. The record is from RefSeq and is a predicted model, not a curated record. Lineage: Eukaryota; Apicomplexa; Aconoidasida; Haemosporida; Plasmodiidae.